GUGCUAACCAGGCCGACGCUGUUACUUUUUUGUGCUGCAGUCAUGGCCGCUGUUUCCGUGUUCCGUGUUGCUGUUGUGCUGUUCUUCUGCAGGCUGUGCAGAGCUGCUGGGGAUAAGGGUGAGCCAGGUCUCCACGUGUUCGGUCUGCUGAAGGAGAAGUCGGAGGCUGAGUUGCUCUUCCUCCAUUCAGCUUGCAGACUCAAUCACACAAAUAUUCAGGUGGUGCGAGGAUGGUGCACGUUGGCGAGCUGCGCGGGGCUGGGCCUUCUGAGGGACCGGCUGAGGAGCCUGCCCGAGGACGACUGGGUUAUCCUUAACGACCUGAGGCAAGGCUUCACCCACGUGAUGGCAAGACCGCAGGACGUGAAGGAUCAGCUGAUCGCCUCAGGGCAUUCGCUGAUCCUGGACCCGCGGCCUCACUCGCCGGGGCUGAAGGAGGCGAUGGAGAAGCAGAUGGCGGAGGCGCUGAAGGGGAAGGAAGGAAGGGCACUCGGGGAAGGAAAGGGAGAAGGAGGGAAAGAGGAGGAGGCCAAGAAAACGGGAGAUAAGGCAGAAGUCGAUGGGGCAGCGCUCCAGAAGGCCGUGUAUAACGCCUUGAAGGGAGGGUCAGUCAUCGGUCGAGUAGGCGUGGUCCUCAAAGUCCUGGAGGUAGGCGUGGCUAAUGAAGAAGAGGGCAUGGCCAAGGAAGAAGAAGUGACGAAAGCUUUCACCGACACGAAAGCUGAGUACGUUUUCUUCGGUGGCAGACAGCUCGGUGAAAUGAGCAUCCAGGUGCCCAUCAGAGUCAAGUUCAUCCCCGCAGAGGGCGCAGAAGGAGAAGAGGAAGAAGGAGGCAAAGGGACCGAGGGAGGCGAGGCUGCAGCAGGGAGAGAGAGGCCCCACACCACCCCCUUCCUCAUUCACACCGACGAAGAGAAGCCUGAAAUCUACAACAUGCUCGAGGCCAUGGGAGAGGGCCCUGCCACCUGCCCGCAUGAGGUCGUCGACGCUAAGAAGAAAAAGGACGACGGCGCCGGAGCAGCAGGAGGCGCAGAAGAAGGAGGAGAGGGAGACGAGCGGCCUCCUCGUGUCCUCGUGGCCGUCCUCCUGGCUGGUUCCUGGGCGCCCUUCUUACGAGAGGUCCUCCAAGGGCUCGAGGAUCAGGAUUACCCGAAGGACAGGAUGGGCAUCUGGAUUCAUGCUAAG
Messenger RNA from Penaeus indicus, 1185 nucleotides. RefSeq lists its product as uncharacterized. NCBI's taxonomy places the organism in Eukaryota, Metazoa, Arthropoda, Malacostraca, Decapoda, Penaeidae. The annotation marks the transcript as partial. The transcript has 7 exons. The record is from RefSeq and is a predicted model, not a curated record.